Messenger RNA from Monascus purpureus, 1389 nucleotides. The record is from the annotation of a GenBank genome assembly. Lineage: Eukaryota; Fungi; Ascomycota; Eurotiomycetes; Eurotiales; Aspergillaceae.
AUGCCACCAACCCCGUCACAUUUCCGGCUUCCCAGCACGCGUCCAAGGAACAGCAAUAGAGGCCCUCAAUUCGCGUCCACUCCCCGCUUCCUGCUGUCCCAGAAUUUAUCAAGCCAAAACGUGAAUGAUAGCGAAGACAUAGACAUUUUCGAUGCAGACGAUUUGCCGUACUCGUCCCCGGUCGUGGUCAAAAGAGCUCCGCAGAGACCGAAGUUGACGGGAUCGGCAUCUCGACAGAAAGAGGUGAUCGAAGACUCGGAGGAAGAUGAACCUCCGCCACGCUUGGAACGAUGUCACCUACCUGCAGAAACAGUCCCCAAUGAGCCUAUUGAUAGUAGUCCGCCAGUGCUGCCUGCGGAGGCGUUAGAUGAUGAUUAUGAGAUGUUAUUCGGACCUGACACAGAGCGCACAAAGAGACGGCGGCUUUCCCCGAACCAUUCGUCAUCUAUUACUUCUUCUACUAAAACUGGGAGGCUAAAGGCUGAUCCAAUCUUGAUUUCUUCCCCGGAGCCCCCAUCGCCCUAUGCUAACCACCCCUCCUCUCCUGGCUGGUCACAGGCCAUUCCGCGCCGAAGGCAGGUGGCUGCACCGGCAGAAACGCCCGAAUCGUCAACUCCCGGAAACAUGAGAACCCCAAUCGGCGGCCGUCAUCGGUUCAUGCUUUCAGCGACACAGCAACAACCGGCUAGCCAUGUGAGCCCUCAUACCCCAGCACCCGCGUCUCCCCCACGGAAACAGAAGCCAGCUUUCAUCCUUCCACCCUCACCUUCCGUAUCCAGGGAACAAGAAAGCUCUCCAUCCCUGCUUACUCCGUUUUCACCUUCGUCGCGGAGACUGCAUCGUCAUGGCAGGCCGCGUGCCGUUGCCCCGAGUUAUCUCCCAGGCGGAAUGGCAGCAGAAGUGCGCAGCUGGAUCCUAGAAGUAGCAACAAAGCAGGAUCAGUUAAACGGUAGCUGGACGGGUUCUCGUUCUGCUGCUGAAAGCAGAUCUCCAGACAACGGCAACUACCUAAUGGCUGUUAAAGUCGAGGACGCUCGCCAAGGCGCCCUAAGCAACUCUGGCCCGGUGACGUUCAUCAAGGGUCGUCAAAUUCCCAUAAACAUGGGGACUGAAUUUGAUGAUGCGCAAUCUGGGCAUUUUUCGAGGAAUAUAGUCCUUCUUGGGCCGCCUUCCUCUAAACGGGCAGAUGAACGUUCAUCAGGCCAGACUUCCAUAGUAGGACCGAAAAGCGUGGUUGGUGUCCGUCGAAAUUUUGUCUGGGAGGUGAAAUUGAACGACAGCACCACUAUUACUGAGUAUGUGGAACCUGAAAAGGAUGUACGAGAAGAUAGAAUCUCCGUGGCGCCCGCGGAAAAGUGGCUUGUUGGCAUGGAAUGGGAUAUGUUAUGA